This is a messenger RNA of Cuscuta campestris, 1039 nucleotides long. Lineage: Eukaryota; Viridiplantae; Streptophyta; Magnoliopsida; Solanales; Convolvulaceae. The record is from the annotation of a GenBank genome assembly.
CCCUCCGGCGGCCAUCUCCGUCCAGCCAAGCCGACAAAAACCAAUACCCGGCGGCCAUUCUCCGAAGUUUGACCAGUGCCAAUUGCUUCCUGGUAGCAUCACCGCCGCAUCAACUACCAACUGUCCGACGUCGACGAGAAGGUUACACCAAUCAUCCACAACAUGCAAUGCCGCUCAAAUCUCUAAGUUGUUAUGCCAAAACCUCUAAUCUAGGACUUCUAAUAUGUGCUUUGUAUCGAUUUGCUUCGGCUAUCAUACCUCCACGAGGCCUCACAAACAUACAUGGAUGACUCCAGGACACGGUGGGAUUAGGACUUCUCAUACCAGUGGGUCUGUUUCUUUCGGCAAUUUAUACGUUCUGUUCCAAAAGUUGAUUAUCUAACUCUUAGGCAUGGAUUUAUCAUGGCUCAUUUGGCACCUCAAAGCCAGGCAAAUUUCGAUUUCCAGAAUUACAUCAAAAGAUCACUUGAAAAAGAUUUCAGGGUGGUCGUUGGAAUCAGUCCUCCAAUGUGGCUUUUUGCGGUUUUCUUCCUUCUUUUCAACACUCAUGGCUGGUAUUCUUAUCUUUGGCUUCCAUUCAUUCCCUUGAUUAUCAUCUUAUUGGUUGGGACCAAGUUACAAGUGAUCAUCACAAAAAUGGGCCAAAGGAUUCACCAAAGGAAUGAAGUGGUGAAAGGAGUUGUGGUGGUUGAGCCUGGAGAUGACCUUUUCUGGUUCAAUCGUCCCCGUCUCCUUCUCUUUCUCCUCAACUUCGUUCUUUUCCAAAAUGCCUUUCAACUCGCGUUCUUCUCUUGGACUCUGUAUGAAUUUGGGUUGAAAUCGUGUUUCCAUGAGCACGUGGAGGAUGUCAUAAUCAGAAUCACAAUGGGGUAAGCUUAUUAUUUUCUCUUUUUCUCAACUUGUUUUUAAUUCAAUUCACCUCUCUUAAAAUUACAACUAAUUUUAGUUUUAUUUAGUUCAGUUCACUUUUGAUAAAUUUUUGAGGGAGACAGGUGGUAUCUAGAAGGGUUAUCGGGAAAAAGAAACAGGUGUUAUCUAG